CAUUGCUGAUGUCUUUCUGCCCUGGCAUUGUGCAGAUACUGUUAACUGAGAAAACGUCUGCUUUUGUACAUGUGGUCACAGUUGCUAACAAUCAGUUAAUCCGAGAUGAUUAGCAGCACCUGGCACCUACGCUUCCCACCCGGAUCCAAUGGAAGCACCAAGGAUGUACUCACUUUUUGCACAGCAUUUUUGCUUUGGAUUUGUUCUUUUAUUUUUAAUAAUGACAGAGCACAAUCUGCUGGGCUAGAUCCUGGUGAAGAUCAUUUUUACUAUAUCUGGAUGCAUAAAACCUCAGAAUUGAAAGAGGGUGUACUUUCUUUUUUUUAUCCUGCCUGUAUUAUUUGAUUAUGUCCAGUAAAAGCUAAACUACAACAAAAAAAAAGGUCACCCAGCUAAGAUAAACAGAAUCGAAGUACGUUCCUCGUUUUGUUGCUGUACGUAGUGACGCAGAGGGAGCACGUCGUGCCAGGCGUGCUGCGUCAUAUCUGCCAACACAUCCGCCGCUCGGUGGCCGGCUCCCAGGCAGCCAGCCGCCUCAGGCCCCGCUCCUCCCUGAUCCGUUAUCCGCUAAUCACCAUCACCGACCCCCGGUGGAAGCAGACGCGGCUCCGCCUCGGCCAUGAGUGGAAGGAGCCGCUGAGACCUUCCCAUCCUCCGCAGGAGAACCGGGACUUUUUAGCUCGGUGUAAAUGCGGUGGAGCUUGAGGCGCAGCAGCUGUGGUGAUGGUGUUGGACUCAGGUGAAGUCUUCAUGGAUCAGGUCAAGGAUGAAAGCGUCAGGCACCGCUCGGAGCUAGAUGUCCAUCCAGAUCCGCCCCGAACCGCCAAACCUCUAGCCAAAAAGAGCAAUGUCACCAAGAAGGAGAAGGUGUCCCACAACGGGGUCCCGAGUCCAACCGGUGUUGGUCCAACGGUGGGGAAGAGAACCAGGACACCGCUCUGUCGCCCUCUGAGUAUGGAGGUGACACCACAGCGUCUGAGAGGGUCUCAGGAGGGGACUGACAGGAGUGUCCUGCAGCCUCCGUGGCGCAGUGGGUCGGCCACCCCCUCGCCUCCGACCCGCAGCCUUACCAGCCUUGGAGCGGGCAGUUGGAUGCGGCGCAGCGAAAGCACCUGCUCCGUAAACUACCCCUUGGGUCUGCGGGCCGGCAGGGGGCAGAUGCGACCCGCCACCUCCCUGCCUCACAUAGCUAAAGCGGGGGUCCACAUGGCAGCCCGGCCCUGCCUGCUCGUCGCUCUCAGACCCCUGAACCUGGAGCAGGAGAAGCAGACGUUCUUCCAGUCUGACUACAAGUAUGAGCCUCAGUUUGAAUAUGCCCAGCCCGAGCCGAGGAGUGUGCUAGACAAGUAUAGGGAGGGUUCGGGUCUCUUCCUGGAGCAGGCUGUAGGAAUCAUGGAGUGUGUCCUGAGGAAGUUCGGCUCCUACGAGAACUUUGAGGAGGUGACGGGUGGCAGCGUCCUACCGAAGAGUCAGGUCUGGGCAGCGGUACGGAAAUACCUGCAGAAGGAGGGUUGCGUGGGGGAGGUGGUGGUCCGUCUCUCUGACGAGCUGCUGUCGCAAGCAGUCAUGGUGGUGGAGAGCUGCCGUCCCACUCUGACCAUUAACAUGGCCGGGGCUCGCCAGCACUGGCUGGAGGGGAUGCUGAGGCACGAGAUCGGCACGCAUUACCUGCGCGGCGUGAACAACAACCUGCAGCCGUGGUCCUCCGCCGAGAGCAGGAAGCAGUUCUGUCUGAAGCCGGCCAACCCCACGGAGGAGGGCCUGGCCAGCCUGCACAGCGUGCUGCUGAGGAAGCAGCCAUACCUGUGGCGCGCGGCGCUGCUCUACUACACGGUGUACCACGCCUCCAACAUGAGCUUCAGCCAGCUCUUCGACCACAUCGCGCGCUUCGUCCAGGACCCGGACGUCCGCUGGGAGUACUGCCUGCGAGCCAAGAGGGGACAGACGGACACCUCGCAGCCUGGCUGCUUCAGCAAAGAUCAGGUCUACCUGGACGGGAUCCUGCGGAUUCUCCGGAAUCGAAGGAAUAUUGACUUUAAGAUGCUGACUUCUUUAGGAAAGGUCUCUUUUGAAGACGUGGAGAGGCUGCGUUCCUUCGCAGCGCUGAAUCGGACCAGAAUCCCGCACUUCAUGCGCGACCAGGAGCGGUACCUGCAGCACCUGGACCACAUCGUCUCCGUCAAUGAGCUGGACGAUCCGACGCUGGAGCAGCUGCUUCCCUGAACGGGCCGUCCUGCGGGGUGUUGGUACAGACUGGGUCAUCUGAUGCCCUGAUUCUUACUGAAAUAUCCGGUCUUAUUGAUGCUUUAUCCGAGAAAAUCUUUCUGUUGGUUUUAUAAAACUUGAAGAAUCUUGGUUUCUACUCUGAUGCAUGUUUGAGUAGCUUUUUCACACGGAUCAGUGCAGUUUAACUGCGCCCUCCUGCUCCCUUUAUGAAGUUAUCUCAGUAUCACUCUAAGUAAUCACCAUUAUAUAUGUAGACUCGCAUAACCAUAGAUGGCACGCUUUAUUUAUGCACUUGUUUAAGUUUUUGUUACUUUGCAAGAACAAACUGAAUGUCACUGAUGUUAGCUUUAUAUUUCAUUUUUUAAACAAUGUUUUUAUGCCUUAGAUUGUUUGCAGUUUUAAAGAGAGAUCAUCAAGGACACAUCUUUUAAAAGCCUCGCUUUAACUGAGGCUAUGAAUCUUAAAAUAUCAAGUGCCACUGGACUCAGUCCAGCGUUUUACCCCCAGCAGGUUGUAAUUAUCAGUGUUAUUAUGAAGCUAAUCAGCAGUGUUGUCUUAACUGUGUCCUUGCUGGGCUUUUAGUUUGCUACUGUGAUGCGACCCGUCCCGGAGUUCGCCCGCUGCAACAACCAAACCUUCCAUUGUAACACGAAGGAAAUGGUUCAACAUUUGGGAUCUUUGCAGAGAUGUUUGGUUUAUCUCCUCUUGUCUUCAUGUUAAACAAGGUAGCAGGCAAACUAGACGUUGAUGAAUACCACCACUAAAGGUCAGGAUUUUUAAACAGAAAACAUGAUUCAUUCUAAUUGUUUUAAAUUUACUUUGAUGGAAAACAACAAUUUUAGAAGAUGAGGGUUUUUUACUGGAGUCCAAAAACAUCUCUGAGAUUAAAAGCUUGGACAUCUAACAGAGCGGGUGAUGCACUAAACUCUGCAUUUCUUCUGAUUUGAUCCAAUAGUUUAAUAGUUUUAACUUUUCAGAAUGAGGCAGAUUAAACUCCGUGGGUUUGAAUGAAAUGAUCGGCUGCAUAUGGGAUGACAUCACACACCUCUGCUAAAUCAUAAACCUCCCAAAUGUUGAACCGAUCCUUUUUUUCAAUAGAUGAAAUGCCAAAGUGGCGUCUUUAACUGUUUUUAGGGCUUUUUGUGAAGCAGCUGAACCCGGCUACUCCUUGUGGUUCCUGAUCCAGAUGUUUCAGCUGGAAGAGGUGGAGGCCGGGUGUAGUGGGCGUGCCUUCGAUGGGUGUAGAGCUCAUCUGCUGUAGCUAAUUAUCCGUGUUUGUAGGCGUGUUUUACUUUGACACUACAGAUGUUAGUCAGGGCAUUCAGUUUGGGCCGAGCUGCCAGAGCAGACUGGGAGAUCUGGGUCAAAGGCCUUGUUUUUAACUAGAACCAGUCACCCAAGAGGUGGACUCUGAUGCAUUUUAAAUACUUGGAUUCAAUUUUUCAGAUGCGACUGAAGUUUUCUCUGCUGUGUUUACAGUUUAGGUCAAUUAAGCAGAAAUGUUUUAAAUCUGAGCAAGAUGUCUUGUUCAGAACUUCGGCUCGGAUUCUUCUAAACGAAUGCACCGACCUGUAAUGCACCAAUGUUGCACAAGUGUUUUAUGUUCUGGAAAUACAUCUUGAAGUUCCAGUGUAAUUUAUUAAACACAUGCACUUAUUAAA
Girardinichthys multiradiatus is the source of this 3887-nucleotide messenger RNA. Its product is annotated as kiaa0895l. Lineage: Eukaryota; Metazoa; Chordata; Actinopteri; Cyprinodontiformes; Goodeidae. The transcript has 7 exons. The record is from RefSeq and is a predicted model, not a curated record. The coding region runs from base 724 to 2223 and encodes 499 amino acids.